AAACUAAAAGUAUCACAUUUGAAGGGGAAAAAAUUAUAUAUUUUCAUUUCCUUUUUUUAUGACUGGCUACAUAUAUUUUCAUUUCCCCUAUUUUAUAUGAGAAGCCACUAGUCUAGUGUAUGCAUAGUGAAAGACGCUUCACAGUGACAGAGGCAUCCGUUCUCGUUCAUCUUCUCUACCAAACCCACGAAACUCCCAACAGAAGCCUCAACAGAGGCCUUUAUUUUACAUUUCUCCAACUAUUGUUAGGAGAAUGGUGCAGGUAGGUACUGCAAUGUUAGAUUUCCUCCGUCACUGCGGCGGCGUCGCCGUGAUCGACGGCGGUCUCGCGACGGAGCUUGAACGGCACGGCGCCAAUCUCAACGAUCCUCUUUGGAGCGCCAAAUGCCUCCUAACCUCCCCUCACCUCAUCCGUGCCGUACACCUUGAUUACCUUGAAGCCGGUGCAGACAUAAUUAUUACAGCAUCUUAUCAGGCAACUAUACAAGGGUUUGAGAACAAAGGCUAUUCUCUAGAAGAAAGUGAGAACUUACUCAGAAAGAGUGUCGAGAUUGCACUCGAGGCACGAGAAUUGUACUACAGUAGGUGUAGUGAAUCCUUUACCGAUCAUAAUCCAGGUGAAAAGAUCCUCAAGCAACGAGAAAUACUCGUUGCAGCAUCUGUUGGUAGUUAUGGGGCUUACCUAGCCGAUGGUUCUGAAUACAGUGGUGAUUAUGGAGAUGCUAUGGAUUUGGAGUUCUUGAAGAAUUUUCAUCGAAGGAGAGUUAAGGUUCUUGCAGAUUCUGGUCCUGAUCUUAUAGCCUUUGAAACAGUACCCAACAAGCUCGAAGCUCAGGCAUUUGCUAUGCUUCUCGAGGAAGAAGAGAUAAAUAUUCCUGCAUGGCUCUCUUUUAAUUCUAAGGAUGGAGUUAAUGUGGUUAGUGGUGACUCUUUGUCCGAGUGUGUUGCGAUUGCUGAAUCAUCCGACAAAAUCGUUGCGGUUGGGAUCAAUUGUACCCCUCCGAGAUUUAUCAGGGAUCUGAUUUUAUCCAUCAAGAAGGUGUCGUCCAAACCAAUACUCAUUUACCCAAAUAGUGGUGAAAGUUAUGAUGCCGAUCGGAAGGAGUGGGUGCAAAAUACAGGGGUUUCGGACAGAGACUUUGUUUCGUACGUAAACAAAUGGUGUGAAGUAGGAGCAUCUCUCGUUGGAGGUUGCUGCAGAACAACUCCCCACACUAUCAGAUCAAUUUAUAAAACCCUCUCCUCCACAAGAUCUGCCGCUCCCCCAUCUUCAUGAUCACAAUUUCUAAACGAGUAAAAACGAUAGUUUUUUACUAUCUCCAGUCAGGACUGACUUUUAGUUUAAAAUUUUUGUUUGAUUUACAUGUCUGGUGUAUCACACUUAUGAUCGACAAUGCUUUCCUCUAGUUGGCAAUACUUCUGUAACAUUGAUUUUCGAUUACGCAAUCGUUGCUCUGUUUUUCUAAUUCAGACAAUCUUUUAUU
Molecule: messenger RNA, 1484 nt
Organism: Erythranthe guttata (spotted monkey flower)
Lineage: Eukaryota; Viridiplantae; Streptophyta; Magnoliopsida; Lamiales; Phrymaceae
Gene: HMT2
Product: homocysteine methyltransferase 2
Biological process (GO): S-methylmethionine cycle
Molecular function (GO): zinc ion binding; S-adenosylmethionine-homocysteine S-methyltransferase activity
Source: RefSeq, a predicted model, not a curated record